AUGUACCGCUCAGCAACUUUCCUCACCUUUGCCAGCCUCGUGCUUGGACAACAAGUUGGCACCUACACAGCUGAGCGCCAUCCUUCUAUGCCUAUCCAAGUGUGCACUGCACCGGGCCAAUGCACAAGGGAGAGCACGGAGGUGGUCCUUGAUGCCAACUGGCGCUGGACACAUAUCACGAACGGGUACACCAACUGCUACACCGGCAACGAGUGGAACGCAACCGCCUGCCCAGACGGAGCCACCUGCGCGAAGAACUGCGCCGUCGACGGCGCCGACUACAGCGGCACCUACGGCAUCACCACCCCUUCCUCCGGAGCCCUGAGGCUCCAGUUUGUCAAGAAGAACGACAACGGCCAGAAUGUCGGCUCCAGAGUCUACCUCAUGGCCAGCUCGGACAAGUACAAGCUGUUCAACCUCCUCAACAAGGAAUUCACCUUUGACGUGGACGUCUCCAAGCUCCCGUGCGGGUUGAACGGCGCCGUGUACUUUAGCGAGAUGCUCGAGGAUGGUGGGCUCAAGUCUUUCAGCGGGAACAAGGCCGGUGCCAAGUAUGGCACUGGGUAUUGCGACUCUCAAUGCCCGCAGGAUAUCAAGUUUAUCAAUGGCGAGGCAAACGUCGAAGGCUGGGGCGGAGCCGACGGCAACUCAGGCACAGGCAAAUACGGCAUCUGCUGCGCGGAAAUGGACAUCUGGGAAGCAAACUCGGACGCGACAGCCUACACCCCGCACGUCUGCUCCGUCAACGAGCAGACCCGCUGCGAGGGCGUCGACUGCGGCGCCGGCAGCGACAGGUACAACUCCAUCUGCGACAAGGACGGCUGCGACUUCAACUCGUACCGCCUCGGCAACAGGGAGUUUUACGGCCCCGGCAAGACGGUCGACACGACCAGGCCCUUCACCAUCGUCACCCAGUUUGUCACCGACGACGGGACCGACAGUGGCAACUUGAAGAGUAUUCAUCGGUAUUACGUCCAGGAUGGGAAUGUGAUUCCUAAUUCUGUCACCGAGGUUGCGGGGGUGGACCAGACGAAUUUUAUCAGUGAGGGUUUCUGCGAGCAGCAGAAGAGUGCGUUUGGGGAUAAUAAUUAUUUUGGGCAGCUGGGGGGGAUGAGGGCUAUGGGGGAGAGCUUGAAGAAGAUGGUGUUGGUUUUGAGCAUUUGGGAUGAUCAUGCUGUGAACAUGAACUGGCUCGACAGCAUCUUCCCCAACGAUGCUGACCCGGAGCAGCCAGGUGUUGCUCGCGGGAGGUGCGAUCCUGCUGAUGGAGUGCCGGCGACGAUUGAGGCUGCUCAUCCGGAUGCGUAUGUUAUUUACUCCAACAUCAAGUUUGGGGCUAUCAACUCGACUUUCACUGCCAAUUAG
This is a messenger RNA of Podospora anserina S mat+, 1365 nucleotides long. RefSeq lists its product as uncharacterized. The transcript has 4 exons. Gene Ontology annotation, biological process: carbohydrate metabolic process. The record is from RefSeq and is a predicted model, not a curated record. Gene Ontology annotation, molecular function: hydrolase activity, hydrolyzing O-glycosyl compounds. Bases 1 to 1365 code for a protein of 454 amino acids. Lineage: Eukaryota; Fungi; Ascomycota; Sordariomycetes; Sordariales; Podosporaceae.